This is a messenger RNA of Lichtheimia ornata, 861 nucleotides long. RefSeq lists its product as uncharacterized. The record is from RefSeq and is a predicted model, not a curated record. The coding region runs from base 1 to 861 and encodes 286 amino acids. Lineage: Eukaryota; Fungi; Mucoromycota; Mucoromycetes; Mucorales; Lichtheimiaceae. The transcript has 3 exons.
AUGUCUGGCAGCAACCCUGAAUCUACUACUUACCCUUUCUCAUCUCAUCCUGAACCUACCCUUUCUCGAUCAUCGUCUUUGAUGUCAAUGGAUAGCCCUUCACCUGCUGAAAAUGAUCCAUCAUCUUCUGCCUCAUCAAGAUCAAGAUUUAGAGGAAGAGCCUGGGUCCAUAUUUCCGAAAAUCCUGCCAUUGGUACCGGCCAAAACAGAACUGGCUUUUGGAAGUCUGUUCAUGACCAUUGGCGCUCGAUUGUUGAUAAUCGUAGUCCUGUACGUUCGAUUGAAUCAUUGGAAGCACGGUGGAAAGUUAUCCAGUACGAAGUCUCAAAGUUUAUCGGCUUCGUUGAGGCGGCUAAAGGUCGCAGUGGAUGCAAUGGGGCUGAUGAGAUCAAUGCUGCCCGUCAACUAUUCCGUGAGAGCACAGCAGCAGCUGGAAAACCAGGAAAGGAGUUUCAGUUCAUGCAUUGCUAUGAGUAUCUCAAAGAAUGCCAGAAGUUCAGCACUCGAUAUAUACAAAAAACGCAGCCAGCAGUUGUCGAGUCGGUCGCAGAUGAAGUGAGGCCAAUGGGAAACAAGAAGGCAAAGGCCAAGCAAGCUGAAGAGCAUGCCAACAAAAGAAAGGCCGACGAGUUGCUCGAAGUGCAACAGGAACUUUCAAAAAUUGCACGCCAAAAGCUUGAAGUCGCCCAAGAAGCAUGCGAGCUUGAGAUUAUGUCAAAAGAUACCUCGACCAUGAAUCCUAUCGCCAAGCAGUAUUUUAUGAUGCGCCAACAGCAAGUCUUGGACGCAUAUAUGAAGAAGCAAGUACAGUCUCAGUCCGUAUCGAAUGGUGAUGGUGAUGCUGGGUUCGAUACACAAUAG